Messenger RNA from Triticum aestivum (bread wheat), 533 nucleotides. RefSeq lists its product as uncharacterized. The record is from RefSeq and is a predicted model, not a curated record. The transcript is spliced from 4 exons. The coding region runs from base 24 to 533 and encodes 169 amino acids. NCBI's taxonomy places the organism in Eukaryota, Viridiplantae, Streptophyta, Magnoliopsida, Poales, Poaceae.
UGGUUUACCUACACAAGGGCACAAUGAUGAAUUUUACGGAGGAUGCUCCUGUAAAGAAAGGCUCUGUUCUCUUAACAAGGAUGGAAAGUAUAACGGCAUACAAAAACCAACGUGGACAACCCAGAUCUGGAACUCCAGAACAAUCUGACACUCCAGUGUCUGCUAAUGACAUGUGUUCCCUUGCUGAAUGGCCAUCCCAUGCUCGCCGCAACCGUGCACUACUACAGGAUGAAGCUGGUGGACAGAAGAAGAAAGGGCGAGGUGUUCUAAAAGGUUUUAAAGCAUCUAAGAAGCGUUUUGCCAAUGGAUCUGCAAAGCUAAAUAUUACAUUCUCUGAAAAAUUGGGUGGUACAGUAGGAAUGAACUAUCGUUCGUUCAAGGAUGACGUGGUAGUCGUAAUGAAAAGAAAGUUACCACUCAUUGGAGUGAGGACGUGGUCGGACAUUCACCCUACCAUUCAUCGACUCAUUAUUGCAGACAUGAUAGUGCGUACAAUCUUUUUCACAUGUGUUAUCUUAUUUUACCAUCGAUAA